Molecule: messenger RNA, 2681 nt
Organism: Priapulus caudatus
Lineage: Eukaryota; Metazoa; Priapulida; Priapulimorpha; Priapulimorphida; Priapulidae
Product: lysophospholipid acyltransferase 7-like
Exons: 9
Coding region: 1061-2491 (476 amino acids)
Biological process (GO): lipid modification; phosphatidylinositol biosynthetic process
Cellular component (GO): membrane; mitochondria-associated endoplasmic reticulum membrane contact site
Molecular function (GO): lysophospholipid acyltransferase activity
Source: RefSeq, a predicted model, not a curated record
CACUUGUCUAAUAUCUCUAAAUAUUCAUUCUCCAAGGUUAAUAUAGGUGAGCAUUGGACCGAUGUGCAGACUGUGAUGGAGUCAGAACAUCACCCGCAUGACGAUGCAGAAACAGAGAUGAAAUAUGAUCUGCCAUCUUUAGAAAUAGACCAAGGAUUAGAUUAUGUCUCCAAUGAUGAAUCUGAUGGAUUGUAUGAAUCAGACCAUGAUGAAAAUAGAUGUGGCACACCAAUACCAUAUGUGGAAGAGGAGAACUGGGAUGUUGAGGUAGAAAAAGACCACCCAUUUGCUGAUGAUGGUGAGACUGGACCUGUUUUGUAUGAAAAAAAGUAUUUCAUUCCUGGAGACACAUACUUCUGCCCUUCAGAUCAGCAUGUUACGUCAGUUGGAAAAAGGAACAUGCAAUACUGCAUUGUUGAGGGCCAAUUUGAUGAUGCUUGAUAGAUGAUUUCACUGCAAUGUAAUGUAGUAUAGAAUUUUUUCCAAUAAUUUCCCAACAGUGCUCGUAUAAAAGUACAUGUUUUCUGAUUUUAAAGCUCGGUAUGACUUCGCGUUUAGAAGUUAGAGUCAGUGUAUUGUUUGGUUGUGAUUGUUUUUUAGCAGUGGCAGUUUUGACAGAUUUGUCAACACGAUAAAUCAAGGUCCAUUAUGUCUAUAAAUAUGUAAAUAUAUUGUAUUGUAUUUUUCAUGUGCUAAUAAUAUAUUUUUUGUAUUAUUAGAGUAAUCAAAUAUUUGACUCAUGAUAUAUCUGUAAGGUAUUUUGCUUACUACCAAUUCUAAACAAUAACACUACAAAUCAAAAUGAUUGAAAUUGUCAGGCAUGAGAAUUUUCCGCUGCUUCGCGGAUUUCCGGGUUUUGGUUUUAAUUUUGUUCAUUCUUGAUCGAUGAAAAAAAAUUUGAUGGGGGCAAGGUGUACUUGAAGGUAACAUAAAAAACUUCUGUCUUCAGUGCAUCUCACUACUUUGAAUAUCAGAUUCUUUUUCUCAACAACAUACUCUUGCACAUUCAAAUUUUUACUGUUUCUAGUCACACGAUGGCGCCGCAAUCGCAUCGUCAAAAAUGACUCCUGAGGACUUUUUGUACGCUUUGCUUUUAAUUAUUUCUGUUGUUAUUGGAUAUUACAUAAAGCCUAUUAAAGACGCUAGGAAGAAACAGUGGGCUUUAGCGGUAUCAGGAGUGUUACUAAUCAGCGGCAUUGUAAGAGUUCACCUGUUACAUUCAAUUAUCACAGUAGCUGGAAAUUGUGCCCUAAUCAAAGCAUCUCGCAGGAUAUGUCACAUCACAUGCUUUAUCUGGUGCUUUGCGUACCUGGCAUUUUUCCGAUGCACCGAAUAUUUUGGUCUGCCAAAGGUUCCACCAUUAGCGAACGCUGUUCAACUAAUCUUGACUCUUAAGAGCAUCGGAUUGGCAUUUGAAAUAGUGGAUACCGAUCACAAUAAGAAGUCUAUCAAGGAUGCCACAUUUGAUAAAGACAAGAAGCUUAAAGCAAAAUUCACUGACAUUAACCCCUCCAGCUUAGACAUUGUCUUAUAUAGCUACUGUAUUCUUGGUAUAUUCACAGGUCCUUUCUACAAAUAUCGUGUGUACCAUGACAUGUUACAUGCAAAGUAUUUGGAGAAUUUCGAUCCACUGAAGUACAUGGGAAAACGAAUCAAGGCUCUUCCGCUAUACGUCCUCAUCUACUUAGUGCUGAAUGAGACAUACACUGUGCAGUAUGCUACUACGGAUGAGUUCUUUGCCCGAUCCUUCCUGUAUCGCAUCUUCUACAUGUGCCCCAUGUUUCUGGUGUUUCGCAUGCGGAUGUACGUUGGCUGGAUCCUAGCCGAGAGUAGUUGCAUGUGUGCCGGACUAGGAGCGUACCCGACCGUCGCAAAGACGCGCCCCGGACACGGCCCGAUGGAUUACGCAGCCCUCGAGGAGCAACUGGAGCGUACGUCAGUGGACGACAUGCAGAUAGAUUUUGAGACAGUGCACAACAUCGAUGCAUACAUGUGCGAGUCUGUCUCAACGGUUCGUGAGGGCAUGAGGGGUUGGAAUAUGAGCGUUCAGUACUGGCUUGCCUUCUUCAUCUACAAACGAGUACCGGUGAAGUCGAUACGUUUGAGCGUGACGAUGUUAGUUAGUGCGUUCUGGCACGGCAUACAUCCCGGCUACUACCUGAGCUUCUUGACUGUCCCGCCGACGCUAUUCGGAGAGCAGAUGAUGGAUGCAGCAUUUCGACGCAACGCUAGCGCCCCCGUGCAGCGGGCCUACGACUGGGUGAUGUGGUUCUUCCGCAUGCGAGCAUUCGAGUAUAUGUGCAUGGGAUUCUUGCUGCUGCGGUUCGACCGCACGAUUGCCUACUGGUCAAGCAUAUACUUUGCCCAGCAUAUUGUGAUCAUAUUGUUCAUUACCGUCGGAUACCUUGUCAAGCAAAGGACAGCGCCAAAAACCUCUGCAUCCAUUGCAAGUUCUAGUGAGAUUAGGACGGACUCCAAGAAAAUCGAAUAAUUUAACACUUGCUACAAAGUCUUUUUGAUGGAUAAAUGUUGCUAGUCAUGUGUGCGAUAAAUUAAUUUUCCCAGGUGAUAACAUGUUGAAAACUUUUGGAUUUAAAUAUGUAGCCAUCUACUUUCCUUUUUGGCACAUUAAUGCGUAUUGUUAUUUCAGUAAGUAAAUUAGGUGCAUGGUAGAGCUGCUA